CUGUACGUGGGGCGGGGCUCAGGUGCGGACGCCGCCGGUUGUCCUCUUCGCUGCUCCGUAGUGACGGGGAUUGUUGUGCUGCAGAAAUCCGGCUGUCGACUUGAGGACUUGCGUGCCGCUCAGCUCUCGGGACAGUUGGAGCUGCUGCUAAGUAAUUUCUGCUCAGCCAUGUCGCCGGCUCCAGAUGCAGCCCAGGCUCCUGCGUCGAUCUCCCUGUUUGACCUCAGUGCGGAUGCUCCGGUCCUUCAGGGCCUGAGCCUGGUGAGCCACGCGCCUGGGGAGGCUCUGGCCCGGGCUCCACGUACUUCCUGUUCAGGCUCAGGGGAGAGAGAAAGCCCAGAAAGAAAGCUACUCCAGGGUCCUGUGGAUAUUUCAGACAAGUUAUUCUGUUCAUCCUGUGACCAAACCUUCCAGAACCACCAAGAACAGAGGGAACAUUAUAAGCUUGACUGGCAUCGGUUUAACCUAAAGCAACGUCUCAAGGACAAGCCUCUCCUGUCUGCCCUGGACUUUGAAAAGCAGAGCUCCACAGGAGAUCUUUCCAGCAUCUCGGGAUCAGAAGACUCAGACUCAGCCAGUGAGGAGGACUUGCAGACACUGGAUCAGGAGAGGGCUAUAUUUGAGAAGUUUAGCCAACCCCAAGGCUUUUUCCCUCAUCGGGUUCUUUUCCAGAAUGCCCAGGGCCAGUUUCUUUAUGCCUACCGCUGUGUCCUAGGCCCUCAUCAGGAUCCCCCAGGAGAGGCAGAACUGCUGCUACAGAACCUGCAAAGUAGAGGUCCCAGAGACUGCGUGGUGCUCAUGGCUGCAGCUGGGCACUUUGCUGGUGCCAUAUUUCAAGGAAGAGAAGUGGUGACACACAAAACCUUUCACCGCUAUACGGUGCGGGCCAAGCGGGGCACAGCCCAGGGGCUUCAGGAUGCCCGGGGUGGGCCAUCACGCUCUGCUGGAGCCAACCUGAGGCGCUACAAUGAAGCCACACUAUAUAAGGAUGUUCGUGACCUGCUGGCAGGGCCAGGCUGGGCUAAGGCGCUGGAGGAGGCUGGUACAAUACUGUUGCGUGCUCCCCGCUCUGGCCGGUCUUUGUUCUUUGGAGGCAAGGGGGCACCCCUGCAAAGGGGGGAUCCCCGACUUUGGGAUAUCCCCCUCGCCACCCGCAGACCCACCUUCCAAGAGCUACAGCGUGUGCUCCAUAAGCUGACCACUUUGCAUGUCUAUGAAGACGACCCUCGGGAAGCAGUCAGACUGCACUUACCUCAGACACACUGGAAAACAGUAAGAGAGGAGAGAAAGAAGCCCACUGAGGAAGAAAUAAGAAAGAUCUGCAGUGAUGAGAAGGAAGCACUUGAGCAGAAUGAGGAAUCUCCCAAACAGGGUUCAGGGUCGGAGGGAGAAGAUGGCUUUCAGGUAGAGUUGGAGUUAGUGGAGUUGACUGUGGGGACUCUGGAUCUUCGUGAGUCUGAAGUAUUGCCCAAGCGGAGAAGGAGAAAAAGGAAUAAGAAGGAGAAAAGCCGAGACCAGGAGGCUGGGGCACAUCAGGUUCUUCUCCAGCAACCUCAAGAAGAUGAGCCUUCCACACAGUCAUCCCAGGCAGUUGCAGCCCCCUUGGGUCCUUUGCUGGAUGAGGCCAAAGCCCCUGGUCAGCGAGAGCUCUGGGAUGCACUGCUUGCUGCUUGCCGAGCUGGAGAUUUUGGAGUGCUGAAGCUCCAGCUAACACCCAGCCCUGCAGACGCUGGAAUUCUGUCUCUGCUCAGUGCCCCCUUGGGCUCCGGUGGCUUUACUCUCCUGCAUGCAGCAGCUGCAGCUGGCAGAGGCUCAGUGGUUCGUCUGCUGCUGGAAGCAGGUGCCGACCCCACUGUGCAGGACUCUCGGGCCCGGCCACCUUAUACUGUUGCGGCUGACAAAUCAACACGUAAUGAGUUCCGAAGGUUCAUGGAGAAGAAUCCAGAUGCCUAUGAUUACAACAAGGCUCAGGUCAGCUGGAAUAGGAAGGACAAGCAGAAUGGUGCCAGGACCAUUGACACCAGAAAUGGAGGCACGGCAGGCUACACGGAAAAGGGAGCAGAAGGCAGCCCGGCGGCAACGGGAGGAACAGCAGCGGAGGCAGCAGGAGCAGGAGGAGCAUGAACGAGAAGAGCAGCGGCGAUUUGCCGCCCUCAGUGACCAAGAGAAGAGAGCUCUGGCUGCAGAUCGCCAACUCGCUGCCCAGUUGGGAGCCCCUACCUCUCCAAUCCCUGACUCUGCAAUCGUCAAUACUCGGUAUGGGGCGGGGGAUGCGGGAGUGGGUGUACUGUAAUGUUGCAGGGACCAUUGGGGGUGAAAUGAGUGCCUGCACAGUAUUCAGAAGGGUUAUUGAGGAGAUUUGAGAUGUUCUGGCAGAUGCUGCAGUGAAAACAGAAAUGACAGGAGGAGGGAUGGGGAGAGCGUGGAUUGGAAAGUUUCUGGGGUACCUGUCCAGCCAUUUUUCUUCCUCUUGUUCAGACGCUGCUGGAGUUGUGGGGCAUCCCUCCAAGGCCUCACUCCCUUUCACUACCUCGACUUCUCUUUCUGCUCCACACGUUGCCUCCAGGAUCAUCGCCGUCAGGCAGGGAGGCCCUCUUCCUGAUCUCUUACAGCUCUACCUGGGGCCAACUCAGGGACCUGAGAGCACAUUCACAACAGCCCUAGGUUUUCUCAUCCCCAUGAAACCAGAGGUUAUUUGGAAGAUAGGGGUGAAGGACACUCGGGAACCAGGGCAAAGACAGGGCUACAGAGGCAUGUGGAGCUGGUACUGUCUCUGGAACUUUAAUCACAAUAAAGUUUGGCAAGGAAUGUGUGCUUGUACUUA
Piliocolobus tephrosceles (Ugandan red Colobus) is the source of this 2824-nucleotide messenger RNA. RefSeq names its product ankyrin repeat and zinc finger peptidyl tRNA hydrolase 1 (gene ANKZF1). Gene Ontology annotation, biological process: ERAD pathway. The coding region runs from base 169 to 2124 and encodes 651 amino acids. Gene Ontology annotation, molecular function: protein binding. The record is from RefSeq and is a predicted model, not a curated record. The transcript has 13 exons. Lineage: Eukaryota; Metazoa; Chordata; Mammalia; Primates; Cercopithecidae.